AUGCUCUCCCGUGGCGUAUUACGAGCAACAGCCGUUAGUUUUCGCAGCAAUACGGCUUUAUCGCUGAAAACUAGAGCUUCUUUCCCCCUAGCCAUAGGCCAAUGUCAAAAGUCACUAUCGAGUCCGUUGCCCGAAGGACGAAGAUAUGUUUCGGUCUACGGUUAUACACAGGCCAAGGCAUUGAUAUACUCGCGAUAUGGCGAGCCACAGGAUGUUUUGCGACUUCACAACCAUUCAAUCUCACCCCCUCACGGCACAGAAGUUACUCUUCGUCUUCUCGCUGCGCCGUUGAAUCCAGCCGACGUGAACCAGAUCCAAGGCGUAUACCCAAGCAAACCACCGUUCCAGACAACACUUGGCACAGAAGAGCCAUCUGCCGUGGCUGGCAACGAGGGUGCUUUUGAGGUCAUUGCAACUGGCGCAGGUGUCAAGAAUAUCGCCAAGGGUGAUUGGGUUAUCAUGAAGCAGACUGGACAAGGGACAUGGAGGACUCACGCUCAGAUGGACGAGUCGAAGUUGAUUAAGAUUGAGAACAAGGAGGGUUUGAGCCCACUUCAGAUCGGCACAGUGAGUGUCAACCCUGUUACUGCGUACCGGAUGAUUAAGGACUUCUGUGACUGGGACUGGAUGCGUGCUGGCGAAGAGUGGAUCAUCCAGAACGGAGCCAACAGCGGAGUUGGCCGCGCUGCUAUCCAGCUCGCUCGCGAAUGGGGAAUUAAAACGCUGAAUGUUGUACGGGAGAGAAAGACCCCGGAAGAGACCGAGGCAAUAAAGAAUGAGCUCCGUGAGCUCGGUGCGACGGAAGUGGUCACCGAAUCUGAGUUAUUAUCGCGUGAAUUCAAAGGGAUGGUGCAUCAGUUUACCCGCCAAGGCAAGGAACCCAUCCGCUUGGCACUGAACUGCGUGGGAGGGAAGAGUGCGACUGCGCUUGCAAAGACACUGGCCCCAGGCUCGCACCUGGUGACUUAUGGUGCCAUGUCGAAGCAGCCAGUCGCACUGCCAUCUGGUCUUCUCAUAUUCAAGAAUCUAUCCUUCGAUGGUUUCUGGGUGAGCAAGUGGGGGGAUAAAAAUCCACAGCUCAAAGAAAACACUAUCAAUGAUGUCUUACAGCUGACCAGAGCGGGUAAAUUUAAAGAUAUUCCUGCCGAGGACAUCAAGUGGAAGUGGGAUACAGAUGGUUCGGAACUCGCGGCAGGUGUACAAGGAACCCUCAGCGGAUACCGGAGUGGUAAGGGCUUGUUCAAAUUCGAAGGCGGAGAUUAA
Aspergillus wentii DTO 134E9 is the source of this 1263-nucleotide messenger RNA. Its product is annotated as enoyl-[acyl-carrier-protein] reductase. Gene Ontology annotation, biological process: fatty acid metabolic process. Gene Ontology annotation, molecular function: trans-2-enoyl-CoA reductase (NADPH) activity. Bases 1 to 1263 code for a protein of 420 amino acids. The record is from RefSeq and is a predicted model, not a curated record. Gene Ontology annotation, cellular component: mitochondrion. The transcript is spliced from 2 exons. Lineage: Eukaryota; Fungi; Ascomycota; Eurotiomycetes; Eurotiales; Aspergillaceae.